AAUGAAGAGCAACAAGUCCUUGAUAAUCUUGGCAACUCUCUUUCUAGUUGGCAAAGUUAUUUCUGCUGAAUUUGAAUUCCAUCUUCAAUAUAACACUGAAAUUAAGGGAGGAGAAGUGAUUGCCUAUACUUUUUCAAAAAUUGAGGGGACACCAACCUGCAAGAUAAAUGCUAAAAGAUAUGAUGGAAAUUCAAUACCUGAAGAAAGUGUAAUUGUAGAUGGCGAUUACAGAUCUAUAGCUUUCAAUACAAAUGCUUAUGGAAGUGUGCCUAACAAUUUCACAUUUGUUGCUUCAAUCAAUUGUGUUGAUGGUUCAGAUUCUGUAUCUUUUGAGCUAAAAACAUUUGUUCUUAAAGAUGAUCCAACUGAUCCUUCUGCCCAUUCUAUAUGUCCCAUUGAAAUUCAAAUUUCCAGUGUGCAAAAAUCUUCCUCAACACUUAAGCUCUUGUGUGGAAUGUUUACUGGAACUUGCAGUGCUUCUGUUGUUGACUCAAGUAAAGCAAAUAUAGACAAAACAUCCCCCAUUACAAUUAAUUAUAAUGACAUAGAAAUUAUGGCUACCAAAUCUGGUUCUUCUGAUUCAGCACUAAUUAGAAUAGAUUGUACCUUGGCCAAUAUUCAAACUUCCAGUAAUACUCCAGUAUAUUUUACCCCUGGUGCUGAUCCAUGGGCUACAGCAACUGGAGAUCCUCAUUUUAAACAAAUCAUAUUUGAUCAGCUACAUUCUAUGAAUCAGCCUAUCUGUUAUGAUGUCACUGGUACACCUGAUAGCUACCUUAAACUAGUUGAAUAUUUAAAGAUUGGUACUCAAAUUUAUGGUCAACUUAAAGAUGAUUAUUACAUGCACAGAGUUAUCAUUAAAUCUCUUCUUGGUAACAUUACUAUAUCAAUGAAUUCUGUUACAAUUCACAAUAGAACACAAUUGAAUUGGAUGGAAAAUUCAAAAAGAUUAUUAAUCCAAUCAGAAGGUUUUACAUAUGAUAUAUUUUCCAACGAAAUAUUGAUAACCAUUUUAGGAGAAACUCCUAUAAAAGUUAGAAUUGAAAGGAAAAGACAUUCUUUAGAGCAAUUGCAUUUAGAUGUCAGCUUUAAAUUUCUUCCAAAAGAUUAUGAGGAAAUGAGUGGACUUUUGGGUCAUAUUGGCAAAAAAGAUUAUAAAUUCUAUUCAAGUGUUCAAUCGAACUCUGAUAUCAGUAAUUCUAAGGUAACAACUAUUGCAAUUGAUGAUAAUUUGAUAUUUGGAAGAAAAGUUGAAAGAAAUGGAAAAUAUUGUUGGUUAAUGGAUGUUGAUGAUAUUUUGAAACCUCUUCAAAUUUCUCAAUUCUUUUCUAAUAGUAUUAAUUGA
This is a messenger RNA of Dimorphilus gyrociliatus, 1345 nucleotides long. Lineage: Eukaryota; Metazoa; Annelida; Polychaeta; Dinophilidae. The record is from the annotation of a GenBank genome assembly.